Medicago truncatula (barrel medic) is the source of this 435-nucleotide messenger RNA. RefSeq names its product S-protein homolog 29. Bases 1 to 435 code for a protein of 144 amino acids. The record is from RefSeq and is a predicted model, not a curated record. NCBI's taxonomy places the organism in Eukaryota, Viridiplantae, Streptophyta, Magnoliopsida, Fabales, Fabaceae. The transcript has a single exon.
AUGACAGUUCCAAAUUCAAUUAGCUUAAAAUUUUCAAUACUCAUAAUCAUACUACUUGCAUUUGAGGCUAGUGAUACUAUAGCUAUAUCAUUUGCUGAGGUAAAAGUUACUAUUGUUAAUAAGGUAUUGGCUCCAACUCCCACAAACAUCACUUUUCAUUGUAAAUCUAGAGAUGACGAUCUUGGAUUUCACACACUCGUGUCUGAAGGAAGUUACGCGUUUACAUUCUCGCCGAAUUUUACUCCAUGGUUUAGUAAAACGUUAUUCUUCUGCAGUUUUACAUGGCCUGGAAACCCUCAACUUCAUUAUCUUGACAUCUACGAUCAAGUUCGUGACAACUGCUAUCGUUGCAGAUGGACAAUAAACAAAGAUGGAGGUUGUUUGAACACACAUAAGUGUUAUAAGUGGAACAGUGUCAAAUUAAUGGAUGCAUAA